Trifolium pratense (red clover) is the source of this 348-nucleotide messenger RNA. Its product is annotated as putative lipid-transfer protein DIR1. The coding region runs from base 1 to 348 and encodes 115 amino acids. The transcript is spliced from 2 exons. The record is from RefSeq and is a predicted model, not a curated record. Lineage: Eukaryota; Viridiplantae; Streptophyta; Magnoliopsida; Fabales; Fabaceae.
AUGGCAACUAGAUGCUUAGGCUUUGCAACAUUAAUGCUUAUUGCAAGCAUCUUAAUAUUAGGAAUUUCUGCUCAAUCUGAAUGUGGUGGUGACUAUAGUGGCAUUAAUAAAGAAUGUAGAAGUUACAUUUCAAAAUUUGGGCCAAAAAUUCCACCAUCAGAAGCUUGUUGUGCUGCAUUGAAAGGUGUUGAUGUUUCAUGUUAUUGCAAAUAUGUUACUCCUAUUGUUGAACUUAUAAUCAGCAUGGAAAAAGUUAUUUAUGUUGCACAAACUUGUCAAGUGCCAAAUAUUCCUACGGAUAAGUGUGGAAGUUAUGAAAUUCCUCAUUCCCCUCCUCAAAAGGCUUGA